This is a messenger RNA of Mercenaria mercenaria, 1337 nucleotides long. RefSeq lists its product as uncharacterized. Lineage: Eukaryota; Metazoa; Mollusca; Bivalvia; Venerida; Veneridae. The record is from RefSeq and is a predicted model, not a curated record. The transcript is spliced from 8 exons. Bases 1 to 984 code for a protein of 327 amino acids.
AUGGGUAUUGCUGAUGUUGAUGCUGGUUCAUUCUUUCUCACUGCGUGUUACAAUUCCACACCUGGUUUUAUGUCUGUAACAGUGAUACGCUUCAGGAAAGGUAGUAUUAUUGUGGAUUAUGACGUCCGAAUUAGGAACCCACAAUCGGUCGAAGCUGCUGUGAAUCACAUAAAUCAAAAUAUAUCUGCCAUAAUAAAGCAGGCUGAUGAAGAGAUAAAAGAGUUUGAAAUAAACAGAGAUCAAACAAAUAAUCUGAUGACGGCAAAUAUUUCGAUGAUUGGUGAAACGGGUGAACAGGCAAUUUGCCAAUCUUUCUCCGACGUUUGUCGAUUUGGAUACAAUUGUACAUUUAAUACUGUCGGUGACAGGGUUGAAGCUAGUUGCCAAAGCAAAUGUUCACAACAAAGUUCAUUUUGCGGGAUACAUGGACAAUGUUAUAUUGAUCACAGAAGUGAAGCACUCAAAUGUAGAUGUGAUGAAGAGGAGAAUUAUGUAUACAUUGGUGAACGCUGUGGUAAUAGAAUGGAAUUAGUUAAACUAAAAAAGAAGUAUAUAAUUCUGAUUGCUAGUGGCAGCGGUGGAUUAUUUAUAAUUGCAUUGAUCGUGGUCAUAAUAUGUCUUUUAAAAAGGAGGAAGUCGCACGACCAGGAAAGGAAGCAGAAAGAAGAUGAAACACUAACUAUCCACAGAGAUGUUGAAGAAUAUCCGCAGCUGGACAGAUACAAUGAAUCACAUUCAUCCCGCGAAUUCUCAGAUCAACGAGGAACAAAAUGGACAGAAAAUCAGUAUCAAAGAUCCCUUCUAGAUACAAGAUAUUUUGACGGUCGUGAACAUAAAGUUUUGAGAAAUGACAGCGGGAAAGAGUCACACCCUAACCCAGGCUACAGUCUGCCACCAUCCAACAAGUCGGUAUAUGAUUAUAUAGAUACUAGCUCGAGAUUUGAAAUAAAGAGGCCGAAUGUCCACAUAGGUCGCAAGUUUUAAACUAACCAGAAGCUUAAGUGUUAAGAAACGCUGUAUAGUAUUCAGUAACGGAUACAGGAUUUUUGUUUUCUACUGGUGUUAUGACACUGAAAAAGAUUUUGUUUUAUUUCUAUACACUCGAGGACAUUAAACACUUCCAAUCUAUACAUUGUAUUGAAAAUUUGAUUAAAAGAUAUUUUCCUAAAGCAUAUAUUUAUGAAAUAUGCAUAAUAGAUAAAGGUAUUGAAGUGGGUUAUUUUCUGUACUAAACGAAGCAUGAAUGCGAAGCUCAUAUUUCGAAUCGAUUAGUUUUAUUUUCAUAAAUUGAAAUUUGGUUGUCUUCAUACAUAAUAAGUCAAUAAUCAAAAAUGGUU